Messenger RNA from Leguminivora glycinivorella, 1520 nucleotides. RefSeq names its product histidine-rich glycoprotein-like. Lineage: Eukaryota; Metazoa; Arthropoda; Insecta; Lepidoptera; Tortricidae. The record is from RefSeq and is a predicted model, not a curated record. The transcript has a single exon. Bases 115 to 918 code for a protein of 267 amino acids.
CGCGUCGGUUACCGCAGCUUACACAACUCCUGAUAUAAAACUGCUGCACCAUCACCGAAACGACAAUUUAACAAGAAGAUCGAACCCAACACCCGCAUCAGCUCACGCCGCAUCAUGAGGUCGCUCCUCUUCUAUACACUAGCCUUGAUAUUGAUUCUCGCAAUUGUCGACGCUCGUAGGCUGCCCUCUUCUAAAUCCCGAUUCGACUCGGAUAAGGCCUCCUCGGAUAAGGUUUCAGUGGAGUCCACUGACCAGGAGCCUGCGGCCUCCGGACAUAAAAAGGAUCAUCACCAUAACCAUGAACAUAAAAAGGGAGGCGGCAAGGAACACCACGCCGAGCACCACAACGACCACGGCGAGAAAGGCCACAAGGGAUACAAGGGCCAUCACCACCACGAGGAAGGUAAAAAAGGGCACCACGACAAGGAGCACCACAAGGGGGAGUACGACGACCACGGCGGCCACGACAAGAAGCACCACCACGAGGACGGCCACUACGACGAGUACCACAAGGGCGACAAGGGCGAGAAGGGACACAAGUACGCCGAAAAAGGACACUACAACAAGGGACACUCGACCAAGGGCCAUCACGAGGUACACAAGCUUGACGAGUUCAAGAAGGACAAACACUUUUUCGACGAGGAAGGUGAUUCCGGCCACGAAGAAAAACAUGGCGGUUUCCACGAGGAGCACGGACACAAGAAGGGAGGUCAUUUCAAGAAAGGACAUCAUCAUGGAGGGCAUCACGAGCACGAGCACGGCGAGAAGGGCCACCACGAGAAGGGCGGCCACCACAAGGAGCACAAGGGCCACAAGGAGGCCGCCGGCCACGACGAGCACUACCACCAUCACAAGGACCACGCGCACAAGGGAGGCCACGAGCACCACAAGAAAUACGGCUACAAGAAAGGUCACUGAUGAUGUCACUUCGAAUAAUAUUUUACUUAUGGUUUGCAAUGUUUCAGGAGCGGUCGCAUUUGUCUUCGUUACGAUACGCGUAAAUUAUUUGCCAAAAAAAUAUUUAUUUAUUAGUUAAGUGCUUUAAAAUGACUAGUUGUUUAAGAGUCUAGACUUAGUUCGUAAUAAUAAUAAUUUGAGGCUCGAAUCGUAAAAGUGGGUCGUUAAAAGGCAAUUUUGAUGUCGCCCUGCGAUAGUUGCGGGUCGUUGCGCCACCAACCUAAAGGUGAGGCCAUCUAGGUAUCUAAAUACUUACAUUAUGUAUUACUUACAUCAAUGACGCUAGGGAUUAUAAGUAGUGUCUAAUAAAUUCUCUACGGCUCUACGGUUUUUCCACACUGAAGAAAGAAAUAUAAUAGGAUUAUUUAGGUAAAAACGACAAAGCGAAUAGACUCGAUAACGGGCAUGCAGUAAGAUAUUAUCUUCUCGGUUAUACUCGAGCUUGUCGAGCCCUAGUUUAGUAGGUACUUAUGAAAACACUACGACCCGGUUUCAUUGUCCGAAACACGAAAUACAUAUACGAAAAUUAAAUUGCUAAAAUAUUUUAUUCGCAACAGCAAUCA